Molecule: messenger RNA, 538 nt
Organism: Paramecium sonneborni
Lineage: Eukaryota; Ciliophora; Oligohymenophorea; Peniculida; Parameciidae
Source: the annotation of a GenBank genome assembly
AUGUUAAUUAAUUGCUAGGAAAAUGAUUUAUAAAUUCUAGUCUUCUCAGUAUUUAGAAAACAUUUUUUUCGCGAUUAAUCUUACUAUUUAAAAUUAUCUCAUACAUAAAUAAUGAUGAGUCAAGUAAGUUAUAAUAGUAUUGAUAAUAUAGGAGUGUUAAUUUAUGAAAACAAAGUAUAUUUUAGAUUUGAAUUCAGAAACUCAAUUCGAAUGGAUAGUUAGAAACCAAUAAUUAGUUGGAUUUCUCUUUCCUUAUUAAAAUAAAAUGAAGGAUUUUUAUGGAGAUUCCAAAAAUCUGUCAGAGUUAAAAUAAAGACUAGGAAAAUAAAUUAUUUUUAAAUCACUUACAGUACAUUAUAAAUUGAUUAAAUUCAUAGAUUCAGGGACGUUUGGAUAAGUAUAUUAUUGUUCUAAUAAUAGAUUUAAUUAUAAUAAAACUAUAUAACUGGUCAAUUAGUUGCUAUUAAAACAUUAAUUAAUACAACUAAAUCUGCAUAAUAUUAAAUUGAGAAUGAAAUAAAGAUUCUUAGAACACUGA